Cebus imitator (Panamanian white-faced capuchin) is the source of this 1444-nucleotide messenger RNA. Its product is annotated as transmembrane protein 127-like. Lineage: Eukaryota; Metazoa; Chordata; Mammalia; Primates; Cebidae. The transcript has a single exon. Gene Ontology annotation, cellular component: membrane. The record is from RefSeq and is a predicted model, not a curated record. Gene Ontology annotation, biological process: negative regulation of TOR signaling; negative regulation of cell population proliferation. Bases 1 to 687 code for a protein of 228 amino acids.
AUGUACGCCCCCGGAGGCACAGGGUGGCCCGGUGGGCGCCGGCGGAGGAGCCCGGGAGGCAGCGCUCUGCCCAAGCAGCCGGAGCGCAGCCUGGCCUCGGCCCUGCCUGGCGCCCUGUCCAUCACGGCGCUGUGCACUGCCCUCGCCGAGCCCGCCUGGUUGCCCAUCCACGGAGGCACCUGUUCCUGCCAGGAGCUGGAGGUCUCCGACGUGUUGGGCUGUGUGCACCCGGACCUGCUGAAAGGUUUCUGCGUGAAUCCCCAGACAGUGCUGCUCCUGCGGGUCAUCCUGUGUUGUCUCUCCGCUUUCCUUCUGGAUGUCUUUGGUCCCAAGCAUCCCGCUCUGAAUAUCACCCGUCGCUAUGCCUUCGCCCAUAUCCUCACUGUUCUGCAGUGUGCCACUGUCAUUGGCUUUUCUUAUUGGGCUUCUGAACUCAUCCUGGCCCAGCAGCAGCAGCAUAAGUACCAUGGAUCCCAGGUCUAUGUCACCUUCACUGUUAGCUUCUACCUCGUGGUGGGAGCUGGUGGAGCCUCAAUCCUGGUGACGGCAGCCAACCUCCUUUGCCACUACCCCACAGAGGAAGAGGAGCAGACGCUGGAGCUGCUCUCUGAGAUGGAGAACGAGCCCUACCCGGCAGAAUAUGAGGUCAUCAACCAGUUCCAGCCACCUCCUGCCUACACAGCCUAAUGCCAGCCUUGGGCUCUUCCUCGGCAGCCCUUCCCCCAACUCUGCAACUCCUCUCGCACCCAGAGGAGCUCCUUUCCCCAGCAGGCCUCCCUGGUAGGAUCCUGACCAUGUUCUCCAAACCUUCCCCAGGAGAGACUCUGCCUUUAGGGUUAUGCGAGUAUCGCUGCUCUCAGAACUGGGGGGUCCACUGUUUUUCUAUAAUGCAUUGUUUCCCUCCUGCGGCAUCCUGCUCCCUGCACGUUCACGAGUCAUUAGCAGCCAGGGAAGGUCAUCCAAGUUUCCCCCAGGAUGGACCAUAUCUUUGGGACCGAGACUUUCCUUGGAGAGCUGCUGAGAGUGGGCAGUCCCAGGAAGAAGCGUCAGAGGCCAAGGGAAAGGGGACUGUGGCCUGCAGGCUCCCAUCACCGGGAUCAGUGUUUGUUUCACAGCUGUGGCUCUGGGCUGAUGUCCCCCAGCCCUCUACCUUCUCGAAGUGACCCACCCCCAGGCCACCUGCUCCAGGGAGUUCUGUGCACUUUACUCUUUGGACUCCUCCUCACGUGUGCCCUGGUUUUGCGGGGAGAGGGAAUUGCUGUUGGGAAGGCAGAGCAGUUGCUACCCUCCCUGGCCUUGCUUUGUGUGACUACAGCCCAGACAAGGAGAGCAGGAGCCAGCAUGAAACUGAGGCCUCCUGGUGCCUACCAAAGACGAAAGUAAAGGGGACUACGUGUCCCAGCCCUUUCACCUUUUAAAUGUGAGUGGUUUUAAAAGGAAAAAA